Messenger RNA from Magnolia sinica, 447 nucleotides. RefSeq names its product probable LRR receptor-like serine/threonine-protein kinase At1g53440. Bases 193 to 429 code for a protein of 78 amino acids. The record is from RefSeq and is a predicted model, not a curated record. Lineage: Eukaryota; Viridiplantae; Streptophyta; Magnoliopsida; Magnoliales; Magnoliaceae. The transcript has 5 exons. Gene Ontology annotation, molecular function: protein binding.
CUCGCUUUUAUUUUGCCUCGUAGCAAAUAUCGGGGUCUUAGAUCAUAAUUUCUGCUUUUGUCCAACAGCGAUCUUUCUCGCAACUAUCUCAAUGGAUCGAUCCCUGCAGCAUGGGCUUCCCUUCCUCUCACCGAUUUGUCGCUUUUGGGAAAUCACAUUUCUAGAACAAUUCCAAAGGAGCUAGGAAACAUCAUGACACUCAAGUCACUAGUCAUUGAAGUUAACGAGGUCGAAGGACCUCUUCCUCCAGAGCUUGGUAAUUUGCGCAGCUUGGAGAGAUUGCAUAUGCAAGGCACAUCUAUGACGGGACCUAUUCCUUCCAACAUCUCUUUCUUGGUGAAUCUAACUGAACUGAGGAUAUCUGAUUUGAAUGGAUCGAGCAUGCCUUUCCCUGCAUUGGGGGAUAUGACCAAAAUGCAGAAAUUGUGAGUUGAAUGGAUAUACCCC